Cloeon dipterum is the source of this 641-nucleotide messenger RNA. RefSeq names its product ribosomal protein L14 (gene RpL14). The record is from RefSeq and is a predicted model, not a curated record. The transcript is spliced from 4 exons. Bases 98 to 604 code for a protein of 168 amino acids. Gene Ontology annotation, biological process: ribosomal large subunit biogenesis; translation. Lineage: Eukaryota; Metazoa; Arthropoda; Insecta; Ephemeroptera; Baetidae. Gene Ontology annotation, molecular function: structural constituent of ribosome; RNA binding. Gene Ontology annotation, cellular component: ribosome; cytosolic large ribosomal subunit.
UUACUUUCAAAGUCAUGGUGUGCAUCAAGAAAACUAGAGCAGUGUUUGUCGUCAGCCUGGUACGUUUGGUCGGCCAUUAUUCUUGACGUCUAGCGACAUGCCAUUCCAAAGGUUCGUUGAGCCAGGCCGAGUGGCGUACAUCGCCGAAGGCAUUCACAGUGGCAAAUUAUGCACCAUUGUGGAUGUUAUUGACCAAACCAGGGCUCUGGUUGAUGGACCCGAGUCCGGCGUGCCCCGGACAGCUGUGCGCUUCAAGCAGAUGCAUCUGACGAAGUUCAAGUUUCCCCUGACCUACACCUCGCCCACCAGAAUUGUCCGCAAGUCCUGGAAGGAAGCCCAGAUCAGUGAAAAGUGGGCUGAGAGCAGUUGGGCCCAUAAAAUUGACGCCAGGAAGAGGAGAUCGGAGCUUACUGAUUUCGACCGCUUCAAGCUUGGCCGUGCGCGCCAGACUCGCAAUCGCAUUAUCACUAGAGUGUACCAGAAGCUGAAGACAAAGGCUGCGCGCUCAGGCCGUACUUUCCCUGCCAGGAAACGCAGCAAGAAGACCGCCAACCCUAAGAAUGCUGCGGCCAAGGCUGCCGCCAAGGGCAAGGGAAAGAAGUAAGCUUGUAUGUUAAAUAAAAAACGCCUAUCUCUUAAAA